Hansenula ciferrii is the source of this 1686-nucleotide messenger RNA. RefSeq names its product General amino acid permease (gene AGP9). NCBI's taxonomy places the organism in Eukaryota, Fungi, Ascomycota, Saccharomycetes, Phaffomycetales, Wickerhamomycetaceae. The transcript has a single exon. Gene Ontology annotation, cellular component: membrane. Gene Ontology annotation, molecular function: amino acid transmembrane transporter activity. The record is from RefSeq and is a predicted model, not a curated record. Bases 1 to 1686 code for a protein of 561 amino acids. Gene Ontology annotation, biological process: amino acid transmembrane transport.
AUGUCGUUGAAGAAUUCUAAUUCAAAGGAUUCUUCCUAUAUAGAUGACUCCAAACAAAAUGUCAUUGUCAAUACAAAGGACGAGAGCCAAGAGGUAAAUGAUUCUGAUGACAGUAGUAAAUAUGCUAAUAAUAUGGAUCAAGAGUUAAAAUUGCAGAAAGUUAUGACUUCAAGACAUUUAUUCAUGAUUUCUAUAGGUUCCGCAAUUGGUAUGGGAUUAUGGCUUGGUAUUGGUUCUUCAUUACAUAAGACUGGUCCUGUUGGUGUAUUCAUCGGUUAUUUAGUCACAGGUUCAGUAGCUUGGGUAUUAAAUAUGUCCAUUGGUGAAAUUGCAACUUUAUACCCUGUUUCUUCAGCAUUCCCAAGAUGGACUGCUCAAUUUAUUGAUCCAAGUCUUGCAGUCACAGUUGGCUGGAUGCAUUGGUGGGGGAAUAUGAUUGGUGUUUCAAAUGAAUUGGUUGGUAUUGCAACUGUUUUGAAAUUUUGGGCUCCUGAUGUUAGUCCAGCUGUUUGGAUUAGUAUUGCUUUUGUUACUUUGAUAUUUAUUCAUGCUUUUGCAAUUAAACUUUUUGCAGAAGUUGAAAGUUUAAUGUCUGGUUUAAAAUUCCUAUGGGUCAUUGUGGCAAUUAUAAUUAUGAUUGUAAUUAGUGCUGGAGGUGCACCAAAAGGUGAUGCAAUUGGGUUUCAAUAUUGGAAAUCAUCACCUUUUAAUCAUCAUGGAUUUAAAGGAUUUUUGACAGUUUUACCUGCUUGUGUCUUUGCCCUGUCAGGUAUUGAAAUCAUUGGAUUAGUAGCUGCUGAAUGUAAAUCACCAAGAAAAUCCGUUCCUAAAGCUGUUAAAUCCAUUUGGAUUCGUAUUGGUCUUUUCUAUAUUUUAGGAUCCUUUGUGGUUACUAUAGUAUUAGAUCCAAAUAAUCAACAAUUAUUAGGUGGUUCAGGUGUGAAUGCAUCACCAUUUGUUAUUGCAGCUCAAAAUUCAGGAUUAUCAAAAUUCUCAGAUGCAAUGAAUGUAAUUAUUUUAAUUUCAGUCUUCAGUUCUGCUAGUGCAACUUUUUAUGGAUGUCCAAGAAUUUUAUUAGGUCUAGUUCAUUUGAAAAUGGCACCUAAAGUUUUAGGAAAAGUUGAUAGAAAAGGUAGACCUUGGGUUGGAUAUAUUUUCACUGCUUUAUUAUCGGGUGGAUUAGCUUAUAUUAAUUUAAGUAAUUCAGGUGCUACAGUUUUCGGAUGGUUUUCAAAUCUUUGUUCAUUAGUUGCCUUGUUAUUAUGGAGUGUUAUUUUCAUUGUAAAUAUUAGAUUAAGAAAAGCUUGGAAGAUUCAAGGACAUAGUUUGGAUGAAUUACCUUGGAAACAUAGAUUUUCACCUUAUACAGCAUGGUAUGGAUUAUUUUGGUCAAUUUUGAUUGUUGUAAUUGAAUUUUAUUUAGCAGUUUGGCCAUGGAAAGAUAAAUCAUCAGCUCGUAAUUUUUUUGCAAAUUUUGUGUCAAUUGUUUUAAUGUUCUUCAUUUACUUGGUCUCUAAAAUAUUUUUUUUCAAAGGUCCAUUAUUAAUCCCAUUGGAAGAAAUUGAUCUGAAAAAUGGUCAAGCUAUUUAUGAUGAAGAGUAUUUGGCCAAUGAAGAUGAAGAUUUGGGUGUGUUUAUAGGAGGGUUCUAUGACUUGAAACAAGCAGUGUUGAAGUCACACGUUUGA